Messenger RNA from Pygocentrus nattereri (red-bellied piranha), 2622 nucleotides. It is a transcript of the gene gpr88, whose product is annotated as G protein-coupled receptor 88. NCBI's taxonomy places the organism in Eukaryota, Metazoa, Chordata, Actinopteri, Characiformes, Serrasalmidae. Gene Ontology annotation, molecular function: G protein-coupled receptor activity. The record is from RefSeq and is a predicted model, not a curated record. Gene Ontology annotation, biological process: G protein-coupled receptor signaling pathway. The coding region runs from base 16 to 1428 and encodes 470 amino acids. Gene Ontology annotation, cellular component: membrane. The transcript has a single exon.
CCACCUCCCUCGUGUAUGUUGAGGGAGAGGGAGUUGGGUAUGGUCUCUCUCUGUCUCUCUCCCUCCUCCUCCGCCUCCUGGUGCAAAUGUGUGCUUUAUCCUGACGGCGCUCGGCGCGCGCCUCUGUAUCUCCCGCUCUCUCUCACGCGCGCUGCCAUGCGGAACUCCUCCUCUCCGGACUGCCUGCACGGGCGUGCCGCGCGCCUCUCUCUGGCAGCAGUUUACGCGCUGCUGUGCGCGGGCGGCCUCGCACUCAACCUGGCCGUGGUAUGCGUGGUGGGGGGCUUCAGGAAGCUGCGCACGGCCAGUAACGCCUUCAUCGUCAACGGCUGCGUGGCGGACCUGCUGGUGUGUGCCGUGUGGAUGCCGCAGGAGGCCGUGGCCGUUUCCACCGGGGGCGGGGUGGGUCCCCCAGCCCUGCGCGCGCUGCGUGAGGCACUGCUGCUGCUGGGCAUCACCGUUUCACUCCUCUCGCACUCGCUGAUCGCUGUCAACCGCUAUGUACUGAUCACCAAGAGCCCCGGCACGUAUCAGGCGCUCUACCAGAAGAGGCACACGGAGUGGAUGAUAGCGGCCUCGUGGCUCAUCUCUCUCGCCUCCCUGCUGCCCUGGAUCACGGGCUUUGGGUCCAGGGAUGAGGGAUGCAGGGAUGCUGCACCAUCAGCAUUGGCAUCUUUAUCAUCAGCGUCAGUGUCAGCAUCGUCCUUAGCAACGGCAGCAUCAGCAUCAAUAUCAUCAACAUCACUGUCAUCAGCAUCAGUAUUAGCGACAGUAUCUUCAUCAUUGGCAUCUUCAGCAUCAGUAUCACCUGCAUUAACAUCACUGUCACCAGCUUCACUACCACCAGCAGCAUCCUCAGCACCAGCAUCCUCAGCAUCAGCACCAGCAUCCUCAUCAGCAUCCUUCACCAUAGGCUUGCCGCUCCUGGCCCAUCCACCUUCAGCCGGCACCCUUGCCCUGACCAUCCUGGGGCAGACAGCCGUGGUCCUGUACUGCUACUUCAAAAUCUUCCGCCGUGUCCAGAACAGCGUGAAGCGUGUGAGCGUCCUGAACUUCCAGCUGGUCAACAGUCUCCCCUGUGCCUUCCCCCGCAAGGACAGGCGCCUGGGUCUCUGCGUACUGGCUGUGUGCUUCGUGUUCCUGCUAACCACCCAGCCCGUCUGCUGGACGCUGGCAGCUGCCAUGUUCACCCGUGUGCCCGGGCCACUCUGGACCUUCUCCUGGCUCCUUUUCUGCACUGUGUUCGUGUGUAACCCAUUCCUGUACACAUGGAAGAACGAGGAGUUCCGGCGGUCUCUGAGGUGUGUGGUGAGGGGAGAGUUGUGGAGGGGGUCCACAGUGGGAGUGGAGCCCAGCACGGUCAGCAGCAUCUCGCACCUGCUGCCCCGCCAGAGUAGCCGCAGGGCUUUUCUGAGCCAGGCUAACUGAGCCCAGUCCUGCAGUACCACUCAGUCGCGUUCAUAAUGAUCAUUAUCCUGAUGGGGAUGAAGAUGAUAAUCCUGAUAGUGAUGAUGAUGGUAAUAAUAGUAAUGAUGGUGAUGAUGAUGGUGGUGUGAAGAUAAUAUAUAUUAAAAUUGUUAAUGAGGAUAUAAUAAUGAUGGCGAUGGUGCUGGUAGUAAAGAUGACAGUAAUGAUGAUUAUAAUAAUGACUGAUAAUUUUAUUACUGUAUUUUAGUACAUACAGUCAUGUGCAAAAGUUUGGUCACCCCAGUCAAAUGUUUAUUUGCUGAAUUUAAAGUAUUGGAAAAAAUGAAAACAUAAAAAGUGUCCUGUGCGAAAGUUAUGGUAUAUUUUGUAUGCUCAUAAUACAUUUUAGGUUGCUCUCUGUAGCGGAUGUGUUUGAGUAAUAUUUACUUAAAAAUGACAGAAUGUUCAAAAAUUUGAAUAGGACUAUUUUUUCACUAAAACCACAAAGAAAAGAAAGUAAAUGCUACUAAACAGAAUGAUACUCAUUGAAAAUAAUGCCUUUCAAAUGAAUUAAAACUGUAUAAGUAUAUAUAUAUAUUUUUUUUUUGGUACAUUUUCUGCUUAAGUCAACUUCCUUUGUGAUGUUGUUAAGAUUGUGUUACUUUAUUGGACUUUCAAUGAACUAACAGUUUAAGGGAAGCUUGUUACAGGCUUUAUUAAAACAACUUAUUUUUACAGUGUAGUGCUUGUUCACUACUAGUGCACAUGUGUUUCUGUUAUUGAUGAGAGAAAAUCUCAUUAGAUAAAGAAAUGAUGAUAAAGAAAUGCUAAUAGGUGGUGUAUCCUGUAUAUGACUGGCUUCAAGGCUGGAUACUGGGGAGGCUACUACGACCAAAACAGCUAAAAAUAAAAUAACAUUCCUCCUUUUAAAAACUACAACAGCUAAACUGAACUUCACAGGGAAUUUACACUACAAACACAAGUAUUAUAGCCUCAGCUAGGACGCCACAUUGGGCCUAAGCACUGUUUGUACCAACUGCAUGCGGUUUGACAAUGACUGUGUGUCAGAACUCAGCCAGUGUUUUUUAAGUAUUGUUUUGUACGCACAAUGUAAGAUUUGUGAGGAUUUUUGCUAAACAGUCCAUUCGCUGCUGCUGCUUUUUCAAGCGAAACUACAUUUGUAUGAACAUGUUGGAAAUAAAUUGUAAAAUGAUU